UCCUGCAGAACCCCUCCUCGGAAAUCCACGGGGAAAUGGCAAACAGGAUUGACGGGUUUCACACGCUCCUCGCUAGACAGAGCCGCUCAUUACCAUAACCGUCUGCAGCGACGGCGGCGCAGCGCCCCAGUCGCGGCGGCGGGACCUGCCGGGACCCUCGCCCGCCGCGCACCCGCGUCCAGCGCCGAGUGGGCCGCCGCGCCGGGACCCUCGCGGGCGUGCAGCGGCGGCCGGGCGGGCGCGAGCCCCGAGCGCCCCGGCAGCAGCUCGAGCGCCGCGGCCGCCGCCUCCCGGCUGACCCCGCGAUCUGAGGCUGUCAGAGAUGACUCUGGUUCUGUCCAUGAAUAGAUUCUGCGAGCCCAUUGUCUCGGAGGGAGCUGCUGAAAUCGCCGGGUACCAGACACUCUGGGAGGCCGACAGCUACGGAGGCCCGAGCCCCCCAGGGCCAGCGCAGGCUCCUCUGCAGGGAGACCGAGGAGCCGGUCCCCCCCUGACAGGAUCACAUUACAGGGGAAUUUCAAAUCCUAUAACAACAUCCAAGAUCACAUACUAUAAGAGGAAGUAUGUGGAAGAAGAGGAUUUUCACCCACCACUCAGCAGCUGUAGCCAUAAAACCAUCUCAGUUUUUGAAGAACGAGCCCACAUCCUUUAUAUGUCCUUAGAGAAACUCAAGUUCAUUGAUGAUCCUGAAGUGUACCUCCGAAGAUCUGUCCUGAUAAACAAUUUGAUGAAAAGGAUCCAUGGAGAGAUUAUCAUGCAGAAUAACUGGUGUUUUCCUGCCUGUUCUUUCAAUGGUACCUCUGCCCAAGAGUGGUUUAUGGCUCAAGACUGUCCCUACCGGAAGCGACCACGGAUGGCCAAAGAGGAGUGUGAAAAGUUUCAUGCCUGCUGCUUUUACCAAGAAUGUGGUGGUCACUACCUAAAUUUACCCCUUUCUGUCAAUGCUGAUGUCGGAAGUGCCUCUUCCUCCUCCUCCUCCUCCUCCUCCUCCUCCUCCUCCUCAUCUCCCUCUUCUUCUCCCCCCCUGCCUUUACCGAGUUGUUCCCACCAGGUAGAUUUUGAUGUAAGCAGCGCACCUAUUUACAAGGCUGAUGGCCAGAUACCUGCCAAUGAAAUCUUUGUUACUAACGUCAGGUCACUAGGUGUUCAGGAAAAGGCCAAGCUAAGUGAUGAGAAGGCCAGUAAUGACACCAACAGGGAUGGUGGCCUCCUAAGCCAUGAACCUGUAGGAAACGACCUUGCUUUUGAGUGCAAAGGCCAAUUUUAUGAUUAUUUUGAGACUGGAUAUAAUGAAAAACACAAUGUAAGUGAGUCUUGGAAAAAAUCCUUAAGGAAAAAGGAGCCUUCACCAAGUAACAAACUGUGCUGUAGCAAAGGAAGUAAAAUAUGAGCCAUCUUUUCACUGAAACUUUGAAGCAUGCACAGCAUGAUCAAUUAGCUCUCAUAAAUUUUAUUUUGAAUGGAUUUUAUAGUUUUGUACAACUGAUAAAACUAUGCCAUGAACAUGCCAUGUCAUUUUAAUGCCUGGAGAGCAGAUUGCACCAAACAUCUGUACAGUAGGCAUCAGCGAGCUACUUAUAAGUGUGAUUUUAUCAAAAAAUCAGUUGACUUAAUGCUUAAAAGCAUACCUUAGUUUUCUUACAGAAGAGAUCAGUAGAUUAGACCGGGGGACAAUGUGCCCUUGUGAUAUUUCCAUUACCCCCCCAAGGAGCCUGUCACUAGCUAAGAAACUUCCACAUGUUUGCCUGUUAAUUAGGUAGUAUUUGGUAAGCAAAUCGAUAUAACCAGCAAAGGAUGUCUGCUUCUUUUAUAUGAUACAGUAUUUUUUCUGAAUAAAAGAUUGAAGACAGAGAGCUAGAUGAAAUGGCUUCAUGGUGCUGUUAAGUGUAUUUAACAGUCUUGUGUGUGACAGAUGAAAAUCAGACGUAACGUAAUGAAACACUUGUCUGGGCGGCGGUCAAUAAUAUGCGGAGAGGGUGAUCCCUGCCAGUUCCUGGCUUGCCUGUUGAUGGAGGGGGUGAGGCUUGUGGAGAGGUGGUAUACAGGGCGAUUUCUGGUGCCUUACUUUAUCUUAAUUUUUGCCAGUGUGAAAAUUAAAGAUAAAUCAGAGUUACAGCAGGGAUUUAAACAGGAAAAAAAAAACACACAGGGUGGAUCAAUAUUGUUUGGAAACCAUUAACUUCGAACUAUUGCAUUCAACUUUUGAUUCGACAUCUCUAUUCUUCCUUUAUUUUUGAUGCCCAGUUGCUUUUGGAUUUGGCAUUUUUGGAAAGGGAUGGAGGACGCAAUAGAGAGAGCAGUUAGAAAUCAGCACUUAGCUGCUUGAGCUUUUCUAUGGCAACGGGUCUGUUGCUGGGGUUGGGUUUUUUGGGUUUUGGGUUGGUUUUGUUUUGUUUCCUUGUCCAAUGAAGUUCAUGAACCAGUGGCAUGCAUCAUAUUUUAAUCUGUUUUGCAUCAUUUCACUUGUUUAGAUUAUAAAAGCAUGUGAUUUUUUAUAUAUGACUUUUGCUGUUGAUUAAGAAGCACAAUGUUAAUAAAUGAUGUGGUGACCAAUAAGGUUUUAUCUUAAAGAAAUGUAAAGAUUUUAGUUUCUGGAAAGUUAUUUUGGAGAAAUGGGACUCGGUCAGCAAUAGAGCUACUGUGUAUUUGGUAAACAUUUUUCCCAAUGAUUUCUUUAAUUUGUACAUUUACAAAGAGUGUUUAGGGUGCCCCUCUGACCAUCCUUCCUUACACUCCAGCCAGCUCCUCCUGCUAAACUGUACUGCAGUUUCCAAGGUUGCUAAUUGACUUGGGCCUCUUUAAAAAGUAUUUCACAGGAACUAAAUGCCAAACGGAGGAAAUAAAUUAAGUCCUCCCAGUUUCUCCAAGAUAAAAGCUUUUUUUUAUUAUUGCUAUUAAUAUUAAAUAUAGGUCUCAUUCAUACAGUGUAUGAGUAGGAUCAUCAUUUGGACAAUGUCCACAAGGACCAAUUUUUAAAAUACGUUCUUGUGUUAUGGCUGAAUAGUCUAGUAAUGUUUUGUCCUUUAUUUUCAAUAUUUGAUAAACAUUUGAUGUUGAAAACUUAGAUGAUAGAUGCUUGUAUAUGAAUGUGUUGUAAUAAAGUGAGGUUUUCUUGAUAUAUAUUUAUUAAAAUGAUGAAAAUUCAUUAAGAUUUUCUUAUUUUAAUGAUUAUUGACUAUGUUUCUCUUUUCCAUUGCUCUUUUUCCUUUAAAAAAAGCUUGAAAUGUCUAGAAACUAUAGUGGGCAGUGGCCGUACAUGAGUUUUCAAAAUGAAAGAGUACUUUGGGAGGUCCCUCUGACAGGUGUUUUAUAAUGGUCCUAGUUUAUGGGUUUUGUUUUCUGUGGAUUAAGAACAAAUGUUAAUAAGUGAAGUGGUUGGUGACUGAAACGGUUUUAUCUUAAAUAAUGUGAAGAUUCUGGUUUUUGUAAAGUUUCUGAAAAAAAUAACCAAGCAUGAAGCUAUAAAUACUGAAUCCUAGCUGAUUCCCUUAGGAAAUGUCAAAUUGUAAAGGUGACCCAUUAAGUAAAUAGUCAAAACAGUUACAGAUUAUUGUCUAGUAGUUUCCCAUACAAUUCUGUAUUAAAGUUAUUCCUAGAGGCUAAUAACUUAUUUGAUAAAAAGGGAAAGCUAGUUGGGAGCUAAUUAAUUUGUCAAAUGUAACAUUCUUAUGAGUGUAAUACAUCACAGAGAUUGAAAUAUGAACGAAAAGAUUUACCCUUUUGCUUUUUAAAAGAAUUACCAGAUACCGGUUUUCUUGAUGGCCAGAGCUGUACAGUGGCAGCGUUGGUGAUUUUCACAGCACUCACCUGAGCUGCUGGCUUGCACAGCUGCUCAACAGAACCUGCGAGAGCUUCUUUGCAGGAUGAGUGCUGCCUUUGAGUCCUGUAGCACUAAAAUUUGUAAUUUUUAGUGAUCAAACUUUUGUUUCUAGGACAUUACCAGCAUACAAAACGAAAUACUCUUUAUUUUCCUCACACACACACACACACAAAAUAUUUCCCUAAACACCCAACCAACUAACAAAAAUUUUCCUGUUGGUAUGAGAGCAUUAGGGCCUGGUAUGUGCCUACAGUGUCAUUUCUACUCAGAAGAUGCUAAGUUAGGUUUUCCCAGAAUGGCCAAGGCACCCCUUUAUUGUAAGUUAGAUGUAUUAACUGGUUUCUCUAAUUAUAUCCUCUGAGAGUGGAAAAGCUAAGACUGCCCUCCUCCACCCCACGCUGCUGAAGACCCACCUGGAAUUAGCACCUUUUCUCAUUGCUCUGCUUUGCUUUAAGCAAAACCUUAUAAAGCAGAAUCCAGACCUUUAAAAGUGAAAUGAGGGGAAGUCUUCACUUAAGAAAAUGGCCCAGCUCCCCAAGAAUACCUUUAAUUGCUAAUCCUUUAGGCAUCUAGGUGCAUGUCAUAAACUUAAUCAUUAACCUUUGCCUCUGGUCCUUCUUCAAAGUGGGCAGAAGUCGGUCUGGCACAGGUACUUUAAAAGAGGGAAGGUACCGUCCUCAUAUGCUUUCAGUCAUGGAAUCCUGUUCUGUACUUCACCUUGAAGGGUCCUGAGGACAGGAUUGCAGGAAUGGGGACAUGGGAAGAAGUAAAAAACUCAGAACUGGCAGAAGUGACUUUGACAAUCAGUCACUAAUUAGGGUAAAGCAUCUUUGGCAUGGUCUUUUAAGACAAUAGAAAUUGGGAACAUUUUACGUUCUCCUUUGUUAAGUAAAUGCUGAAGCAAGUGAAUGAACUUACUUAUUUUUAGAAAUCAUAGUGUAACUCCAUCAAAGCACGCUACCCAUCCCUCCAAUCAUGGACCUGUAACUCAACCCCACUUGGUUACUUCCUCUCCGUGUAUCAAGAGAGCCAAGAACAACUUGCAGAAGACACGGGUGUUGAGAGAUGUCAACUUCACAGUCAAUAUAAGACAAAGAAACAAGGAUUCAUAUGCAAUGCAGCUAGGGUCUUAUAUCCCUCCAAAAAAUUGUGAGCAGAAAAUGGUUUUGAAAAUAAUUCGUUCUUCAAAUUCAUUUUUAUGACAGCCUCUUAAAUUUGAAGUCAUUUUAUUCAUAGCAAGGUGAUCACAUCCCUGCCAAUUUUACCAGGCCUUUUCAAAACCAAGCUUCUGCAGGACAUUAACACUGAUGGUUUAAACUAGAUGCAGAACUGUCCCAUGAAGAGAAUGAAAUCAAUAUUGAAUUAAGAGAGACAAUGUAUGUUUUCUAGUAACUCAUUUUAAGAUUGCUCUGUUUUGAUUCUGUGGUUUAAGAAUAAAUAUGACAAGGAUCUUUUAAGUAACGACACGAUGCCUCCAUUAAUUUCUUGGAGUUACAGUGUGUACAUGCGAGGUAUAUUCUGUUCACAUGGCUAGAACUUCUCCGUUUUAUGUGAUAUAGCUACAUGACCUGGGGUGAAAACAGUUGCUAGUUAGAGAUUAUUUCCAGCCCUGUGUACAAGCUGUAUUGUAGCUGGGAGUACUCACUUAGGAAAGUACUUGCAAAGAUGUA
Manis javanica (Malayan pangolin) is the source of this 5490-nucleotide messenger RNA. It is a transcript of the gene SERTAD4, whose product is annotated as SERTA domain containing 4. The record is from RefSeq and is a predicted model, not a curated record. Gene Ontology annotation, cellular component: nucleus. Lineage: Eukaryota; Metazoa; Chordata; Mammalia; Pholidota; Manidae.